Scedosporium apiospermum is the source of this 7662-nucleotide messenger RNA. RefSeq names its product Ubiquitin carboxyl-terminal hydrolase. The record is from RefSeq and is a predicted model, not a curated record. Gene Ontology annotation, biological process: protein deubiquitination. Lineage: Eukaryota; Fungi; Ascomycota; Sordariomycetes; Microascales; Microascaceae. The coding region runs from base 1 to 7662 and encodes 2553 amino acids. Gene Ontology annotation, cellular component: cytosol; nucleus. The transcript has 11 exons. Gene Ontology annotation, molecular function: cysteine-type endopeptidase activity; cysteine-type deubiquitinase activity.
AUGGACCAAGCUCCCAGCUCCCCCGAAGCUCGAGAACGCGCCGUCUCUUCUGAGCCCUCCUCCACAAGGCCGAAUCCAUUUGACGACGGCGACUCUUCUCGGAAGCGGCGACGCACCUCCCUCUCGGGCUCGCGGAGCCUCUCCGUCGACACAGUACAAUCUCCACACGACGAACCCUCCAAUUCCUCCAUUCUCGCGAAACCACCUUCAGACGUCCAUGCCAGCGUAACCAUGGAUACCGACACAUCUACUCCCCAAACGCCCGACCGUAAGAUCAUGCUGAGUGUCGACGGCCCCGCAGAUCCUGGCUCUAGCCGUGUCACUAUCAACCUGCGUAACGCGAAUCCUUCAUCGUCCGAGUCCCCCACGCCGCGUAGCCUCGACGAUUCCCCCCUCCCUGGUGAUGUGAAGCUCAGCGUCGAGCUCCCCGAUCGCGAUAUGAAGGGCGAGCAUGUACUUGAAGAAGGUAACCAAGCUGCUGCAAGCUCGCCCGUUCCUGCGACCCCGAUCUCCUCGCUGUCCGAUGAUGAUGGCAGUCCCGACAUUGAGGUGAUAGAUGUUCCCGAUGAUGAUACGGACGCCGUUCUAGGAGAUGGUGAACCCGAGGUCUCCAUCAUUGGCGAGUCCAGGAACGCCCUUCAAGACCCCACCCUCGAUUUUCCAUACAAUGAUGGUGAACCUCUGAUCGAAACCGUCUCUCGCCUCGCAAACUACAUAUCUGGUCAGCACCAACUGGAGGAGAGCUUGUUCGAAUCCCUACAAACUUGGGCUGAUCUCUUUCUUCGGUGGGCCGAGACCGCUGGCUAUCACAUUGCCUACCAUUCCUGCUUGGAGAACGUUGGUCUCUGGCAAUCUUUCCCGGACCUAGUUUGGGCAACAUGCAACAGAGCUCUGGGGAGAGCCGCAACCCCGCGCCAUGCGGUAACUUCCUUCUAUCUUACCUUUGCCAAGCUGACAGGCUUCUUCAUCUUGUUGGAUUGCCAAACUUUGGCGAAUGCCAGCCAGCCGGGUGGGCCAGACAGUGGUCGAGUACCAGAAACGUUUUCGUAUGCCUUUCUCGCAGGCCUACACGGCCUCACGGGGAGGGAUGAACCCCGUAUACUGAACAACCUUGAGGCCCAGGCGGGAUGGCUUCGGCCGGACAUGAUUUCGGAGCUAGUACAGGGCUUUCAGACAAUGCCUGGCGGUUCUAUCCAAACUCUAACUAGGCUUGUCGAGUCCUACAUAAAGCUCAUGGAGAGGUUUCCGAGAUUUGUUGAUCAGCCUGCUGCCAUCUGUCAGGUUGUCUCUGACAUUGUUUGGGAAAGCAACCGACGCUUGCACUUUUCUGGCCUUCCCCAACUGGCCAUUGAUCAAUGUAAGCAACGCCUCCUCCAAGGACACAGGUUUUACCUAGUCGUAUCCCAGGCCCUCUCCGAGACGAUACAAAAGCUGGUGAACCACCUCUCUACGGAUGGUGCGAGCGGCCAAAUCAUCUCCCUGACGGAUAUCUAUCACUGUGCUCUACAUGGCGACCAUAAGAUGGCGACCGAGAUGCUCCUCGCACACCAUCAAAGCCAUCCAAACCUCCCGGCACACCUCACCCCCGGUGCGAUUGCUUGGGAAUGGAGGUUCAACAUGUUUGGGAAGCUGAUCAUGUCCGGCCAAAUGCAACUUCGCGUAUGGGCGGUUGGUCACAUGUGUAGCGACCUUGUCAUGUUCUGGAGACGGUGUGGUGAUGGCCAAGAUGACUUGACUCUGUUUCUCGCCUACUUCGCUGAAUAUCUGAUGCGGACAAAACUCGUUGAGUACAUUCUGGGCCCAACAUGCCACCCCGAGAUAACUCUCGAGAGCGGCAAUGUUGUUGGUUUCCUGCUUGUAACGAAGUUCUACCAAAAGGAACAGACGGACUUACUCUGGCAGACAAUCACUUCCAGCCAGGACCGCCGAGUAGCCGAUGCCUUGACCCGCAUGGCUGCUAACAUCAUGCAUCUUUGCGACCAAGAUCACCUCCUCUAUUUCUGCGAGAAGCUCGAACUUCUCCCCAUCGAGUCUUUUGACAAUGCUUCCAUCCGCCACUUUUGUGAGCAGGUGUUUAAGCAACUCAUGGCAAAAUUCCAGGGCGAACGCCAACUCUUAAACUUCCUUCCCUAUGAACUGUGUCUCCGGCUUCUCCGAGAAUCGUCAGUCUGCUCAGCUCAAUCGCAGAUUGCGUAUCCCGAGAUCCAGGCCUUCGCAACUCAGAAACUCCGUGAACUACACCAAUACGGACCGGACCGUGAGGGCCGCCGGCGAUUGUAUCUGACUUGCAUCGAAGACAUUGCUGCGAAGUCACCUACCACCCUCGGAAGCCUGUGUGGGUUGUUCAUCUCAAUCCGCCAUGCCCUAGGCGCGGAGCUCCAGGUCUUGAUCGCCGAGCACAAUCUUAACAGCCUCCUUGUCGAUGAGUUAGAGCACGCCAUAUCUCUCUGCAAUCAGACCAAUGGCCUUUACGUCUUGACUGGAGCUAGCAAUACGCCUCGCCGAGAUUUCAUUUAUAGUCUAAUUUGCCAUGAUCCCGACUCCUUGACGGCCGAACUCGGGAAGAGACUUUGGGAUAUGAUGGUCGGCCCGAACUCUGCAUCCGUAGAAGAUCGAGUUUCCGGAUGGCACAUUCUCAAUGACGCUGCUUCACAGGCCGGUUUCGAUACUUCCUUCAUGUCGAGCUGCCUCUCAAUCCACUUCCCAACUCUGCCGGCUCAUUGUUUCAGCGAAGGGGCGUUGCGUUUCCUUAAGGACGAAAUCGUCCCUCGCAUCAACAACAACCUGAUCACGCUUGACAAUGAUGAGAGCGUCGCAAGCAGUGGGAUCGAAGAACUCUGGCGAAUGAUUCUAACCGCGCCUGACCAGGCCGUUUCUGACGCCGCCAUCGACGUUUUAGUGAGGGAUAUCUAUAUCGAUAGCAAGGCUAUCCUGGAUUACCCGCACUAUCGUGCCCGGAAAGUUCAUCUUGGACUUGUGAACCGUUGUUUGGAUCAAUUACGCGACGCUGCGAAGAAACUUACGUCCUUCACCGAUGGCACAACUAGCGGCGAUGACGAGUCCAUGGUCAUCGUGGCGACGGACACCCAAGUAUUAGAGCAGGAGCGCAUGUUCGUCCGCUCACUGGCCGUAUUGCGACAGUUCCUCCAGGCCCACCAAUCUAAGGCUCACUUUGCAACAGCCGAUCUUCGACCGCUCAUGCCUCCCUCCCCAACUAUGGUUGUGGGAGAGUCAGCAGAACUCAAGUAUCAGUCAUUUGACGGUGAUAAACAGACGGAAGUUCAGCCCCUGAACAUCGGCCGCCAGAAUACUGCGGCCUCUUUACUGGCUAGCCUGCGGGAGGCGACGGGGUUCGAAAAUUAUCGGAUCUAUUACAAAGGAAAAGUCUUCAUACCGGAUGAGACUAAGAUUUGCAAAUCCUUAGAAGACUUGAGCAUCCAUGAUGGUCUGAUUCUGGUCAAACGUGAAGAAGACGGCGCGCCUCCAUCUUCGAGGAUGCGGCCAGGGGCAUCUCCUCUUGAGAUUGCCAUCCUCUCCCACUUUGAAGAGCUCUGGGGCUACCUAAGUUUGGAAGAGAAGUUUGCGCAGGAGAUCUACCAAUUUCUCAUCAAACUCCCUGCGGAUAGUCACAUCCUGGAAGUCCUUGACUCGAGUUCAACUCCAUAUCUCGACGUGUUCCCUCUCGGACAGCCGUUCAAGUGUCUCUAUGCUCUCUACGCUCUCGUCGAGUACACAGAUGCGGCGAGGCGCAAGACUAUAACGGCAUUGCCCAGUUUUGAAGAUGACGCAUCCUCUAAUGAUGGCUAUCGAGAAGCUAUGGAGAGAGCCGUGAUGCUAAACUUUGCAGCGGUUGCCGACCCCGAUGUCAUUGAAAAAUGUCCCACCGGACACUUGAAGUCCCAACUAAGCCUGCAGCUGAUGACAAGCCUCGUUGAUCUUCUCUCGUCGUGGCGGACGACAGUAACGAGUGACGAGAUGGACUGGUUUGAAAAGGCACCGCCUUUACUCCGUCUUUUAACAAUUCUUCGAGAUGCUAUAUCUAAACCAAGUGAUGAAAACUCCCUUCGACUAAUCCCCACAACAUUCACUGCCAUCCUUCUGCUAUGUGCUGUUAGCGCUGGAUAUUGGGAUGGUCUGACGAAGACAGACGCUUUUGGAUUGCUCACUCAGGAUCUCCUCCUUCACCCUAAAUUCGUUAUUAGGGAAAAGAUUAGCAAGGUCAUAAAGAACGCUUGCAUGGAUCAGAAUAGUCGCCUCAACGUCAAGAUGGCCGAGUUUCUUUGGCCCUACGUCUCCGGCAUUGUUCCAAAGCUGGUCGAGCACCCCGCUUCUUGCAACGAAGGGUUUGAUCUAAUUGAAUUCCUAAUCCUCAAGCUCUUACCAAAACUGUCUCCUGUCCUCGACUUGGCGCAGCUUGCGGAGCAGUCUUGCACUUUGCUUCUCGACCUUCAUUCGUCCGAGGAUAUAUGCGAUCCCGAUCCAGAUGAUUACGUCGUCGGGGGGCUUGUGAAGCUUCUGCACUGCUGCAUCGAGCUUGACAGCUCAAUUGCCGACCCAAGCAGCAUGUUGUUUAGGCGUGGGACCGCAAGGGACUUGCUCUGGCGUUUCCUCUUCCCAGUGUCUAAGGAACUCGACGAGGCGCCCUCAACUGUUCUCUUGAAUCGUAAUAGCAGAGAAAGGCUAUAUAACAUUAUCUUUGAUCUCGUCAAGAGGGAUGAACAGCAAUUCAAAUGGCUGCUAGAAGACCUUCGGCAGUUGGUCCCGUUUGAUAAGGAUGAGGACGAACCGUAUCACUACGAGCUUCCCUUGCAGUUCGAGCGCUCGAAGGCUAUCCGCUCCCCUUGCGGCUAUGUCGGAUUGCGUAACCUUUCUAACACUUGUUACCUGAACUCGCUGUUCACUCAACUCUUCAUGAAUACGGAUUUUCGGCGGUUCAUUCUGGGCGCUACAGUCAGGGACGGAGCGAAUCAGAAGUUGCUCCACCAAACGCAGAAGUUAUUUGCCUUCAUGCAGGAAAGUAUUCGACGUUUCGUUGAUCCGUACCUCGUCGUGGGCUGCAUAAAAACGUAUGACGACACUUUGAUCGAUAUUCACAAUCAGAUGGACGUGGACGAGUUUUACAGUCUUCUUUUCGACCGCUGGGAAUCGCAGCUUUUGAAUGCGGACGACAGAAAGAUACUCCGCUCCUUCUACGGUGGGCAGCUCGUGCAACAGGUCAAGUCUAACGAGUGCGAGCAUGUCUCGGAGCGGCUCGAGCCUUUUUCCGCAAUUCAAUGUGACAUCAAAGGGAAGGGUACCCUGCAGGACAGCCUUCAAGCCUACGUUGGGGGAGAGAUUAUGGAAGGCGACAACAAGUAUAAAUGCUCGACUUGUGACAAACAUGUCGAUGCUGUCAAGCGGGCUUGCUUGAAGGACAUUCCCGAUAACCUUAUUUUCCACCUCAAGAGGUUCGACUUUAACCUGAGAACGAUGCAACGCAGCAAGAUCAACGAUUACUUUUCGUUUCCGACCAAGAUCGACAUGCGGCCAUACACGAUCGACUACUUGGCUGAUCCCGAAUCUCCCGGCCCCGAAGAUAUUUUUGAGCUCGUCGGCAUUCUCGUGCAUUCUGGCACUGCAGAAUCUGGCCACUACUAUUCCUACAUCCGUGAACGCCCGUCGUCCGGCAGUGGCGAAACGUGGAUCGAGUUUAACGACGACCUUGUGAGCUCGUGGGAUCCAGAAACGAUGGAGUCCUCGACUUUCGGUGGGCCGGAUUUCCGGUACGAUAACAAUGGUAUCGUCUAUGACAAGAACUACAGUGCCUACAUGCUCUUCUACCAGCGAUCCGGCAAACUGCAAGUCGACGAAAAGAGCCUGGCAGUUCCGCUGAAAGUGGAUAUUCCUGCAGAGAUUCUGGAUCACAUCCGGAACGAAAAUACGUAUAUUCUUCGACGGCACUGCCUCUUCGAUCCCAACCAUGCCACAUUUGUUCGUCGAAUUUUCGAGCAAUGCAUAAAUCGCGGCAAGACGUGCUCCGAGGAACAUAAGGUGGAAAAAAUUGCGAUGCACACCGCUCUGGGACACCUCGACCAGGUGGUUAGCAGGACAAAGGACGUUCCAGACUUUGCCCAGUACUAUGAAAUUCUCAAUGGCGCAGUGCUCAAAUGCGCUCGCUGUGCGCUUUGCCUCUUCAAGUAUUUCAGGGACCGACACGAGUCUUUCCGGAUAUUAAUUCAGAGAAACCCAGAGCCGUUGGUCCGAGCGGAUUGCGGCGAACUUUUGAUAACGGCGAUCGCCAAAAUCAAGCAAGAAUUCCCCGAGGUAUACGGCGUAACGGAGAAUGCGUUGGAUCGGGACAACUUGGAAGGGUGGUACCACACACAGGAGUCCGUGGUGGCCCAGGUGCCACUCCUCUUCGACACACUCUGGCUGACAUUCCAGAUUCAUCUGCGAUCCUGGAACGAGGUGUUCGGAACCAUGUUGAGAUUUGCCAGGUUCGGAGAGCUUGAGACGGUAAUGCUCCUCAAUAGCGAUUUCCUGUCGAGACUGCUUCGCAUCAUCCAAGCCGACUCGUCGUUGGACCUCGCGCCUAAUUAUCAGAGGAUGAUGACGAACGUGCUUAGGCGGGGUCUCAACAGGCCACCCAGCUAUGAGACCAUCAUUACCCUCGCGGACCAUUUGAUGUCUGCCUUGCACCCUGUCCUUAGCCCAGAUACCAUCGUGGAGAAGGCAGAGGACCGACUCCUAAUGUACCUUCACGGAGAGACCACCCCUCCGUGGACGUCAGUCGAAGUGUUUACCGUUCACCAAGAAUGGGCAACAACUCCCGGAAACAGCAUUUUUCUGAGCAAACUUAUUGAGAUCAACCAAGCCCCAAAAGCCACCGACAACAUAAUCGAGAGGCUUGUGCAAGCAAAUCGACAACUGGAUCUUAAGGUGUUCCAAACUCUACGCUCCAACAUAACCGGGCAAAUGCUGCAAGGACAUUACAACGGCCCUUACCUGAGAGCGGCGGUGACAUACUGCAAGUCUGGUGAGGAUGACGAGAUGAUCCUGCGUAUGCUCGUGCACAUCGCGGCGCAGUGCCGACAGCUGAACAACACAGAAGGGCGAGCCUUUUUAGACUUCUUCCAGAGUCUGUACGCCCCUCCCGGACCGAACGCUACUCUCUCUGCCUGGUCCAUCUUUUUCAAUAUGACGGCGCAAAUCCCCAAAUGGACUCCGUAUCUACUCGGUUACUACGACGGAGAAGUGAGAUGGCAGACGGAAGAGUUCAUCCAGAAAGCCAUUUUCGACUGGGGCACUUCGCCAACCUUUGGCGAGGAAGCAGGCGGGGAGAGGCGAAAGGAGGUGCUCGUCUCAGCGGCGCGAGAGAUGGGCUUCAACUCCCUCAUCUACCUCCGCGACCACUUUAUCCAGCGCCGAGUGCAUGUGGCGCGAGAUAUGGUCCUCCCGCUACAGCGAGCUGUGGCUCGGGCGUCGGCGUAUUUUAACAUCGAGCCGGAGGAGGGUAGCCCUGACCAGGAAUUUGCGCAGUUGAGCCAAACGGUGCUCGAAGCGAUGAAACGAAUCACCGUGGACGAGCUGGAGGAGGAUGGAUCAGAGUGGGAUAAUUCUUGCGGAUCCUCUGCCGGGGACAUUGAAGCCUUUGACACAUUGGGGGACGCGGAUCUCCAGUAG